AUGGCGACGACAGUCGAGCAUGACAUUCGCCGCCAACGCCGAAACGCAGUGGCUGGGUUCUUUUCGACGGCUAGUAUUCGCCAACUUGAGCCCAUCAUUCAAGCUACCAUGAGUAGGCUGCUAGAAAGACUGGAGGAGACAGCGCAAGCAGGCUCUCCCCCGGUGCCGAUACACCAUAUCUUCAAAGCCUGCACUAGCGACGUGAUCAACAAAUAUGCCUUUGGUGAGUGCUUUGCCUUCAUGGAACGGGCCGACUUCGGGAAGUCCUAUUUCAAUGCCACCGACAUGUUCUUUGGGCUGAAUCACAUCAUGAUUUUCUUUCCAUGGUUCGCGACUUUGAUGCAGAAGACCCCAGGGUGGUUUGUCAAGGCCAUAAUGCCAAAUGUGGCGGAGCUUGUGGACAAGAAAUCUUGGUGGAUUGAUCGAGUUCGCGAGAUCAGAAACUCCCCAAACCCCGAAAGGAUCAAGAGCACAAUUUUUGAGGGUAUUCUCAAUAGUAAUCUGCCCGCUGCCGACAAGACAGAUACCCGGUUGGCAAGUGAACCUCAACUUGUCAUCUUCGCUAGCGAGGGUACAACAGCAUUCACACUCACUGCUGCGAUGUAUGAGAUUCUGGCUAACCCUGCUGUGCUUGAGCGUCUCAAAGCCGAGCUCUGCACAGCAGUACCGGAUGAGGAUUCUAUCCCAUCGUUCUCCCAAGUUGACGGGUUACCUUUCCUCAAUGCUGUGAUACAGGAGGUCAUCCGCCUGCACCCGGGAGUCAUGGACCGCCAGAUGCGUGUCCCUGCCAGCCAGCCAGUCAUAUACCAGGAUAAGAAUAGAUCUGGUCGUGAAUAUGUUGUGCCGGCCGGGUUUCUUGUGAGCAUGAGUCCUCUGUGUUUGCAUUUGAAUCCAGAUGUAUACGAAGAUCCAUACGUAUUCCGCCCACAACGCUGGAUCGACAAUCCUCAACUGGCACGUGCAUUCUUAGGGUUCUCAAGAGGAACUCGAUCUUGUGUUGGGAUGAAUUCGGCUCGUCGGGAAAUGGCCAUCGUUUUGGGGACGCUGUUUCGCAGGUAUGACUUAUACCAUGGAAAGCCCGGCCGUACACUCGAGCUGUACGACACUGAGCGAGCCAGAGAUGUUGAUGCUAACUUUGACAUGAUCAUUCCAGUCCCUGCCAAGGGAAGCAAGGGAGUACGCAUCAGGGUUAGAAACUAG
This is a messenger RNA of Penicillium egyptiacum, 1200 nucleotides long. The record is from the annotation of a GenBank genome assembly. Lineage: Eukaryota; Fungi; Ascomycota; Eurotiomycetes; Eurotiales; Aspergillaceae.